Molecule: messenger RNA, 2655 nt
Organism: Closterium sp. Yama58-4
Lineage: Eukaryota; Viridiplantae; Streptophyta; Zygnematophyceae; Desmidiales; Closteriaceae
Source: the annotation of a GenBank genome assembly
AUGCCCGCUCUCCACCUCCACGGCUCCAUCGCCUCGCUUCCUCCUCGGGCCAGAACCGGACUCUCUGCGCCGAACUCAUAUUCGCCAUUGAUCCGUCCUCGUUCAUUGCUCUCCGCGAAGCAGCCCAGAGCCUUCAGACGCAGCGGCCUGAUCGGCUCUCGGAGCAAUGUGCGGCGCUGCGUGCAAGCGAGCAGCGGGAACGACGGAUCGCCUUCUGGCACGCCAAACACCUCGAUCAAUCUACAUUCCACUGCUUCGAACGCGUCGGAAUCGCAGGCGAGAUCAGUGAAUGCAGCUGGCGGUAACGCCGGAAACGAUGCGAAAACAUCUACUAAUGUCGCCGGCAGUAAUGCGUUCUCCGUUGUUGCAUCUUCUGCUGUAGCCUGUCUCGCGUCCGUCCUCCUCGCGACCACCGCUAUCACCGGCGUCUCUCCCGGCGCCGUCGCGCCCGCUCUGGCCGAAGAGCCCGCCGCCGCCGCGUCCGCAUUCGGCAGGGCAUUCAGCGCCCGACUGGACAACCUCCUGCCGUUCCUCACCAGCGCCGGACUGAACGGCGCGAUUGACGACACCGACGCGGACAAUGGCGCGUACGCGGAGGAGCUGAGCGCGCUGGGGACCGUGGGGGAGCUUGCGCGCGUGGCGGAGUUUGCGCCGGUGGGCGGAGCGUCGGUGGCGGAGGAGUACAUUCGGCCGGGGCACCGACCGGACCUGCCCAUGAGCAGCCCUCUGUUCGGCCCCGCGAGGCAGGCCGACGAGCCGCAGCAGGUGCACAUCAGCCUGGCAGGGCCUGGCGCCAUGCGGGUAACGUGGGUGACGAUGGACGGUGCAGCACCUGCAGUGGUGCAAUACGGUGACGCGCCAGGGCGCUACACGCACACUGUCACGGGCACCACCACCAAAUAUAGCUUCCUCUUCUACCGGUCGGGGUUCAUCCACACAGCAGUCAUUGGCGGCCCAGAGCAGCCCCUCGCCCCCAACACCGUCUACUACUACCGCGUCGGCACUACAGACACCACCGCUGAGGUGUCCCAGCCUGCUGCAGCGGCUGCUGACGUGGCAACAGUAGGGUCGAGCAAUGCUGCGUCGCCUGCCGCGCUUUCCUUUGUGUCAAAUGCAGCGGGUAGCGGCAGCAGCAGCGGCGGUGCGGGGCAAGCGGAUUUGAUCAGCAGUGGGAGGGGCAUCGUGGGGAGUGGGUUCACGGAGCGGUCCUUCAAGACCCCGCCUGCUGACCCCUCAGACUCCAUCAACAUCGCCAUUGUUGGUGACAUGGGGCAGACGGGGUGGACGGUGUCAACGCUGGACCACAUAGCCCAGCAGCCGCACGACCUGCUCGUGCUCCCCGGGGACCUCUCCUACGCCGACGCCUACCAACCCCGCUGGGACACGUGGCAGAACCUCAUUGAGCCGCUGGCAAGCGCGCGCCCGUGGAUGGUGAUCCCGGGGAACCACGAGAUAGAGAGCCUGCCGGGGCUGGUGCGGCCGUUCACGGCGUACAAUGCGCGCUGGACCAUGCCGGCUGCUGAGAGCGCGUCGCCCUCCAACCUGUUCUACUCGUUUGAGAGUGCCGGCGUGCACUGGGUCAUGCUCAACUCCUACUCCGACUUUGAACCGGACUCUGUUCAGGGACAGUGGCUCAAGAGCGACCUGGCGCAGGUGGACCGGUCGCGCACGCCGUGGCUGGUGGCGGUGGUGCAUGCGCCGUGGUACAACAGCAACACGGCGCACCAGCUGGAGGCGGAGCCCAUGCGCCGCGCUCUCGAGCGCGUGCUCUAUGAUGCACGCACCGACAUGGUGUUUGCCGGCCACGUGCACGCCUACGAGCGCACGGAGCGGGUGUUUAACGAGAAAGUGGAUCCGUGUGGUCCUAUUCACAUCACCAUUGGGGAUGGCGGCAAUAAGGAGGGCCUUGCCACCAGGUAUCUGUCUCCCUCUCCCGAGUGGUCCAUCUUCCGAGAAGCUUCCUUCGGUCAUGGGGAGCUCAAGAUCUUUGGGAAGCAAAAGCAAGCCCCAGAUGGAUCGGAAGGGGCAGAAGUUGCAUACGGGGAGGCAGAGUGGGUGUGGCAUCGCAACGAUGACGAUGAAUCAAUGUGGCAACUCGUGGAACCAAUGGAGGAGGAUCACGGUAAACUUAGAUCGAGCUCCUUCCGCCGGCGUCGGGAAGCCAUGCGGGUUUUCCACGCUAUAGACGCGAAUGGCGACGGAAUGAUCUCACAGAAAGAGCUCUCCGAGGUGCUGGAGAAGCUAGGUAAUCGCAACUCGACAUUGGCGAAAACCAUGAUUCAAUCUGCCGAUCAAAACGGCGAUGACAUGAUCGACUUCGAGGAGUUCCUGCAAGCUGCGCGGUUCAACCACCACGGCUCGUGUCUCUGCUCACCCAGCCACGCGUCGGACUCGUCGGAAGAGAUCUCGUCAGCGGCUUGCGAUUUGGAAGAAGAGGAGGAGGAAAUCGACCUGGCGAAGGCCUUCGCUGUGUUCGAUAGGGACGGCAAUGGGACGAUAGGAGCGGAGGAGCUUCAGAAGGCCAUACGCGACCUUAGCGGAGAGACUCUGUCCGUUGAGGAUUGCAAGCGCAUGAUUGCGCGGGUUGACUCUAACGGGGAUGGCUUGGUUGAUUUUGGAGAGUUUUCCAAGAUGAUGGAGGGGGUGUUUGGAUAA